AUGCACCUCGGCUAUUCGACGGCGCGUCACCUCCCGGACCCGCCUGCCAGUGCCUGGCUAGUGGCUGCUUCUCUCUGCUUUACCGGCAGCGACGGGGUUGGUGGUCCUGGAGAGUUGCGUCCGCAAAACGCCUUCCCCCUGCCGCAGUGGGAGAUGGAAGAGAGAUUGACGGAUGCCAGAUGGAUACGGAGCAGGUGCUGCCAGUAAAGCGUGGCCGAGGAUGGCGGAGGGGGGCGAGGGAGAGGAGGAGAUCCAGUUCCUGCGAACGGAUGACCAGGUGGUUCUACAGUGCACCGCCUCCAUCCUGAAGGAGCAGCAGAUUAAGCUUUGUCUGUCCUGUGAGGGAUUCGGAAACCGUCUCUGCUUCCUGGAAACCACCUCCAACGCCCAGAAAGUGCCUCCAGAUUUGGCAAUAUGCAACUUCAUUCUGGAGCAAUCGUUGUCAGUGCGUGCCUUGCAGGAGAUGCUGGCCAACACGGUGGAGAUGACCGAGGCAGUCGAUUUGGACAAAUGGUCGUCGCAAGGUGGCGGCCAUCGCACCUUGUUGUACGGCCACGCCAUCCUCCUCAGGCACAACCACUCAGGCAUGUACCUGAGCUGUUUGACCACAUCUCGCUCGCUCACAGACAAGCUGGCCUUCGACGUGGGGUUGCAAGAAGAUUCUACUGGCGAGGCGUGUUGGUGGACUAUUCAUCCUGCCUCCAAGCAGAGGUCAGAAGGUGAAAAGGUCAGAGUCGGUGACGACCUCAUCCUUGUCAGCGUGUCCUCUGAGAGAUACCUGCACUUGUCCUACGCCAGUGGAGAUCUGAUGGUGGACGCCUCCUUCAUGCAGACUCUGUGGAAUAUGAAUCCUAUUAGCUCAGGAUGUGAACUAGCUGAAGGAUUCCUGACGGGCGGUCACGUGCUCCGGCUGUUCCACGGUCACAUGGAUGAGUGUCUGACCAUUGCCACACCAGAAGAAGGAGAGGAAAAGCGCAGAAUGGCUCACUAUGAAGGCGGUGCCGUUUGCAGCCAGGCUCGUUCCUUGUGGAGGUUGGAGCCUUUGCGCAUCAGUUGGAGUGGCAGCCAUUUUAAGUGGGGGCAAGCAUUCCGCAUCCGCCAUAUCACCACAGGGCGUUACCUGGGUCUGGAUGAGGAAAAGGGCUUGUUGGUAGUGGACUCGGACAAAGCUAACACCAAAAUGUCUGCUUUCUGCUUCCGUGCGUCAAAGGAGAAGGUGGACGUGGCUCACAAGCGAGAUGUAGAAGGGAUGGGCAUCCCGGAAAUUAAGUACGGAGAGUCCAUGUGCUUCGUACAACACGUUUCCACAGGCCUGUGGCUCACGUACGCCGCGCUGGACGCCAAAGCUGCUCGUCUUGGAAUGAUGAAGAGGAAGGUCAUCCUGCACCAAGAAGGCCAUAUGGAUGACGCCCUCACUGUGUCCCGCUCCCAGACAGAGGAGUCUCAAGCCGCUCGUAUGAUUUAUAGCACCAUGGGUCUCUUCAGGCAGUUCAUCAAGGGUUUGGACUCUCUGAGCGGGAAAAACAAAUCGCCGGGGCCUGUGUCGCUUCCUCUGGAGGGCGUUAUCCUGUCCUUGCAGGAUCUUAUUUUCUACUUUCGCCCUCCCGAGGAGGAGCUGGAACAUGAGGAGAAGCAGACUAAGCUGCGAUCCCUCCGGAAUCGGCAGAAUCUCUUUCAAGAGGAGGGAAUGAUCACCAUCGUGUUGGAAUGCAUCGACCGGCUCAACGUGUACAACACGGCGGCGCACUUUUCAGAAUUCGCAGGCGAGGAAGCAGCAGAGUCUUGGAAGGAGAUUGUCAACCUCCUCUACGAGUUGCUGGCUUCACUAAUCAGGGGCAACCGCUCCAACUGCGCCUUGUUUUGCGACAACCUGGACUGGCUGGUCAGCAAACUGGACCGUUUGGAGGCCUCAUCAGGUAUUCUGGAGGUUCUGUACUGUGUGCUCAUUGAAAGCCCCGAGGUUCUAAAUAUCAUCCAAGAGAACCACAUCAAAUCCAUCAUCUCUCUCCUGGACAAACAUGGACGGAACCACAAGGUUCUCGAUGUUCUCCGCUCUCUCUGCGUGUGUAACGGUGUCGCUGUGAGGUCCAAUCAGAACCGCAUCACUGAGAACCUUCUUCCGGCUCGCGACUUACUACUGCAAACCAACAUUGUUAAUUACGUGACCAGCGUCCGGCCAAACAUUUUCUUGGGUACCUGCGAGGGCUCCACACAGUACAAAAAGUGGUACUACGAGAUGAUGGUGGACUACGUGGAACCCUUUGUGACAGCGCAGGCAUCACACCUACGUGUGGGCUGGGCCAUGACUGAAGGCUACAGCCCCUACCCUGGAGGCGGCGAGGGCUGGGGAGGCAACGGUGUUGGCGACGACCUCUAUUCGUACGGCUUUGACGGCCUCCACUUAUGGUCAGGUACUGUCGCACGCCAGGUGGCCUCACCCUCCGCACAUACUCUGGCCGCAGACGACGUUGUCAGUUGUUGUUUGGAUCUGAGCGUGCCCAGUAUCUCCUUCCGCAUCAACGGACACCCGGUUCAGGGCAUGUUUGAAAACUUCAACGUAGAUGCCCUCUUCUUCCCUGUCAUCAGUUUCUCAGCUGGCGUCAAAGCUCGUUUCCUGUUGGGGGGUCGCCACGGAGACUUCAAGUUCAUGCCCCCACCAGGCUACGCACCAUGCUAUGAAGCGCUGCUCCCCAGGGAAAGAAUGCGCAUCGAGCCAAUCAAAGAGUACAAGCACGACUUUGGCGGUGUGCGGAACCUGUUAGGGCCUACAUUGUCACUCACUCAUACAUCUUUUACGCCUUGUCCAGUGGACACAGUUCAGAUCGUAUUGCCGCCACAUCUUGAAAGAAUCCGAGAAAAACUAGCGGAGAAUAUUCAUGAGCUUUGGGCAAUCACCCGCAUCGAGCAAGGAUGGACUUAUGGAACGUUUAGAGACGACAACAAAAAACUUCAUCCCUGCUUGGUGGACUUCCAGAGUCUUCCUGAACCCGAGAGGAAUUACAACCUGCAGAUGUCUGGAGAGACUCUAAAAACUCUCCUGGCUCUGGGCUGUCAUGUCGGCAUGGGUGACGAGAAAGCAGAAGAAAACCUCAAGAAAAUCAAGCUACCAAAGACCUAUAUAAUGAGCAACGGCUACAAGCCCGCACCACUUGACCUAAACCACGUCAAGCUGACACCCAACCAGAACCAGCUUGUUGAAAAACUGGCAGAAAACGGACAUAAUGUUUGGGCGAGAGACCGUGUUCGGCAAGGGUGGACUUACAGCAUAGUGCAAGACAUCCUCAAUAAGCGAAACCCUCGUCUGGUGCCUUACAACCUGCUGGACGAGAGAACUAAGAAAACCAACAGGGACAGUGUCAACAACGCUGUCCGCACCCUCAUUGGCUACGGUUACAACAUUGAGCCUCCAGACCAAGAGAGCACCGGCCACGGCCUGGAGAACAUUCGCGGCGACAAGGUCCGACUCUUCCGUGCCGAGAGGUUGUAUGCCAUCACGCAAGGGAAGUGGUACUUUGAAUUCGAGGCCGUUACUACAGGGGAGAUGCGAGUGGGCUGGGCUCGGCCUAGCGUCCGCUCGGACACCGAAUUGGGAGCGGAUGAGCUAGCUUACGUCUUUAACGGUAAUAAGGCGCAAAGAUGGCACGUUGGCAACGAACCCUUCGGCCGCCAGUGGCAGUCUGGCGACGUGGUUGGCUGCAUGAUCGACUUGACCGAGAUGAACAUCAUGUUUACGCUCAACGGCGAAAUGCUGAUCAGCGACUCCGGCUCGGAAAUGGCUUUUAAAGAUAUUGAAAUCGGAGAAGGUUUCAUUCCAGUGUGCGCAUUGGGCCUGUCCCAGGUCGGAAGGAUUAAUCUCGGCCAGAACGUCAGCAGCCUGCGCUACUUUGCCAUUUGCGGCCUUCAAGAAGGCUUCGAGCCCUUCGCUAUUAACAUGAAACGAGACAUUACCAUGUGGUUCAGCAAAAGCCUGCCCCAGUUUGGUCCCGUCCCCGCUGACCACAACCACCUAGAGGUUUCCCGAGUAGAUGGGACCGUGGACAGCGCCCCCUGCCUGAAGCUGACCCACAAGACCUUCGGCUCGCAGAACGCCAACACCGACAUGAUGUUCCUCAGGCUCAGCAUGCCCGUCCAGUUCCACGAAACCUUCAAGAUCCCAGCGGGCACCACCUUGCUCACCCGUACGCUCACCAUACCCGAGGACGAAGUGGUGGUGGUGGAGCCCGACUCGGAGUUUGAGGUCUUGAAGAAGUCAGCCAGCCGCAAGGAGCAGGAAGAAGACAAGAAGGAGCCUUCAGUACCAAAGGAGAUCUCUGUAGAGAAUGAGAAGGACACCAUGUCAGAAAAGGGGAAAAAACGAGGAUUUUUCUUCAAAGCCAAAAAGGUCGCCAUGACACCUCUUGCCCCUCCUCCCGCACCUCCGACAGUACCUCGCUUGGUGGAAGACGUGGUCCCUGACGACCGAGAUGACCCUGAGAUUAUCCUAAACACCACCACUUAUUACUAUUCGAUUAGGAUUUUUGCGGGGCAGGAACCGACUGGCGUAUGGAUCGGUUGGGUUACCCCUGACUACCACCAGUUUGAUCCGAGUUUUGAUUUAUCAAAAGUGCGGAACGUCACUGUCACGGUGGGCGAUGACAAAGGAAACAUACAUGACAGUAUGAAGCACAGCAACUGUUACAUGGUUUGGGGAGGCGACCUGGUGAGCACUCAGCAGACCCGCUUCAGCCAGGAAGACAUGGUUGUGGGUUGCCUUGUGGACCUGGCCACGGGCCUCAUGACCUUCACAGCCAAUGGCAAGGAAAUUAACACCUUCUACCAGGUGGAACCCAACACCAAGCUGUUCCCUGCUGUUUUCAUCCAACCUUCCAGUCAAAACAUGGUCCAAUUGGAACUGGGAAAACUCAAGAACAUUAUGCCGAUCUCAGCCGCCAUGUUCCGUAGCGAGCGCAAAAACCCUGUGCCCCAGUGCCCCCCGAGGCUGGACGUCCAGAUGUUGACCCCGGUCAUCUGGAGUCGAAUGCCCAAUCGCUUUCUCAACCCCGAGGUGGGCAAAGUGAACGAGAAGCUGGGCUGGAUGGUGGAGUGCACCGAGCCGCUCAUCAUGAUGGCACUGCACAUCCCAGAGGAGAACAGGUGUAUCGACAUUCUGGAGCUGUCAGAGCGCCAAGAUCUGAUGAAGUUCCACUACCACACCCUCAUGCUAUACUGCGCCGUGUGCGCCCUUGGCAACAACCGGGUUGCCCACGCGCUGUGCAGCCACGUGGAUGAGUCGCAGUUGUUCUACGCCAUCGAAAACACCUACCUGCCAGGUCCGCUGCGCAGCGGCUACUACGACCUCCUCAUCAGCAUCCACCUGGAGUCGGCCAAGCGGGCACGUCUGGGUACCAACAAGGAGUUCAUCGUGCCCAUGACGGAGGACACGCUCAGCAUCAACCUCUAUCCAGAUGCCAAGAAAGCUCACUCCCUUCCCGGGGUGGGUCUCAACACCUGUUUGCGUCCCAAGCUGCAUUUCUCCUCCAUCAACUUUGUGGGAAUGGAUCCAGACCUCUAUACGCUCAGUCCCGUUUUUCCACUGCAGGAACUGAAGACCAGAGCUAUCAGCAUGCUAACGGAGGCCGUGCUGGACGGUAGCCAAGCCAUGCGCGAUCCAGUAGGAGGCAGCGUCGAGUUUCAUUUCGUUCCCAUCCUCAAACUGAUCAGCACGUUGCUCAUCAUGGGUAUCUUCAACGACGAAGACACCAAACACAUCCUGAAGAUGAUCGACCCCAACGUCUUCAGCGGGAAGGAAGAGAACGAGGAGGACGAGGGACAAGCCGCCACGGAGGAGGCGCAAGAGGAAGCUGACGAGGAGGCCGAACUGGAGGACGAGGGUGUGGGUGAGGAGGAAGAGGAGCUGAAAGCUCUGGAAAAAGUAGAAGAUGAAGAAGGCGAGGAAAAAGAGGAGGAGGAAAAGAAGGAAGGUGAAGACACCGGGGACAAAAAGGUGGACGGAGAGAAGCAAGAAGAAGAGAAGGAAGCGGAGAUGCUCGAGGCGGAGUUAAAAGAAGAAGAGGAGGGGCUUGAGGAGGGGUUGCUUCAGAUGAAGUUGCCAGAAUCUGUCAAACUACAGAUGUGCACACUCCUUCAGUAUUUCUGUGACUGUGAGCUGCGACACCGCGUGGAAGCCAUCGUGGCCUACUCGGACAACUUCGUGCACGAAAUUCAAAGCAACCAGCGCGUCCGCUACAACCAGCUGAUGACAGCUUUCACCAUGUCAGCAGCGGAAACCGCGCGAAAGACUCGGGAGUUCCGUUCGCCGCCGCAGGACCAGGUUCUUUUGCUGACCAAUUUCAAACACAGUCCCGAGGAUGAAGAUUGCCCUGUACCUGAGGAUGUGCGAGACACUCUGGGAGACUUUCACAAUGACCUCCUCCUUCACUGCGGUGUACAUAUUGAGGAGGAGACGGAGGAAGAGGAAGUGGUCACCUCGCUGAGUGGACGCCUUCUCAGCCUGGUGGAGAAAGUGAAGAGCUUGCGAAAAAAGGAAGAGGAGGAAAAACCUGAAGUGGAGGAGGAGCCAAAACCUAGCACCCUCCAGGAGCUGAUCUCCCACACCAUGAUCCACUGGGCCCAGGAAUCGUUCAUCCAGAACCCGGAGUUGGUGCGCCUGAUGUUCAGCCUGCUCCACAGGCAGUACGACGGGCUCGGAGAGUUGAUCCGGGCGCUACCCAAGGCCUACGCCAUCAAUGCCGUGUCCUACCAGGACACCAUGGAUCUGCUAGAGUGCCUUGGCCAGAUACGCUCGCUGCUCAUCGUUCAGAUGGGACCGGAGGAGGAGCGCCUCAUGAUCCAGAGCAUCGGAAACAUCAUGAACAACAAAGUGUUCUACCAGCACCCCAAUUUGAUGAGAGCUCUUGGUAUGCACGAGACAGUCAUGGAGGUGAUGGUCAACGUUUUGGGUGGGGGUGGAGACUCAAAGGAGAUCCGCUUCCCACAAAUGGUGACCAACUGCUGCCGCUUCCUUUGCUACUUCUGCCGAAUCAGUCGACAGAACCAGCGUUCCAUGUUUGACCAUCUCAGUUACUUGCUGCAGAAUAGUGGCAUCGGACUUGGCAUGCGUGGUUCGACUCCUCUAGACGUGGCAGCGGCUUCUUGCAUCGACAACAAUGAGCUGGCUUUAGCACUGCAGGAGCAGGACCUAGAAAUGGUAGUGACGUACUUGGCAGGCUGUGGCCUACAGAUGUGUCCCAUGCUGCUAUCCAAGGGUUACCCAGACAUUGGCUGGAAUCCAUGCGGAGGGGAAAGAUAUUUGGACUUCCUACGAUUUGCAGUUUUUGUGAAUGGUGAGAGCGUGGAAGAGAACGCCAAUGUGGUGGUGCGUCUUCUCAUCCGCCGGCCCGAGUGCUUUGGCCCGGCGCUCCGAGGAGAGGGUGGCAACGGUUUGCUGGCAGCCAUGGAGGAGGCGAUUAAGAUCUCAGAAGAUCCAGCAAGGGAUGGACCAACUGUCAAAAAAGACAGGCGCUUUAUGUUCGGUGGUGAAGAGCAGCAGGAGGAGAGUCGGGUGCACCUGGGAAACGCCAUCAUGUCAUUCUAUUCGGCCCUUAUAGAUCUGCUGGGCCGCUGCGCCCCAGAAAUGCACCUGAUCCAAGCAGCAAAGGGUGAAGCUCUAAGGAUCCGAGCCAUCUUGAGAUCGCUGGUUCCCAUUGAGGAUCUGGUGGGGGUCAUCAGCUUGCCAGUGCAGAUUCCUGCUCAUGGCAAAGACGGUCAGGUUGUCGAACCCAAGAUGUCUGCCAGCUUCGUACCUGACCACAAAGCUUCCAUGGUGCUCUUCCUGGACAGAGUGUAUGGUAUCGAGAACCAGGACUUCCUACUUCACGUGCUGGAGGUUGGCUUCUUGCCUGACAUGAGAGCUGCUGCAUCUCUGGACACCGUGGCCUUCAGCACCACCGAGAUGGCGCUGGCUUUGAACCGCUACCUCAGCUCGGCUGUUCUGCCUCUGCUCACCAAGUGCGCCCCUUUGUUCGCCGGCACUGACCACCGCGCCAUCAUGAUCGACUCUAUGCUCCACACCAUAUACCGGCUGUCCCGCGGCCGAGCCCUUACCAAAGCCCAGAGGGACGUGAUUGAGGAAUGCUUAAUGUCACUUUGCAAGUACCUCCGGCCAUCCAUGCUUCAACAUCUGCUCAGGAGGUUGGUGUUCGACGUGCCCAUCCUCAACGAAUAUGCAAAGAUGCCUCUUAAGCUUCUGACCAAUCACUAUGACCGCUGCUGGAAGUACUACUGCUUGCCUAACGGCUGGGCCAACUUUGGGGUGACGUCAGAAGAAGAGCUGCAUCUUUCUCGUAAACUCUUCUGGGGAAUCUUUGAGUCUUUGGCUCACAAGAAAUUUGACGCAGAGCUUUUCAAGAUCGCCAUGCCGUGCCUGUGCGGCAUCGCAGGAGCCAUCCCGCCUGACUACGUGGACGCUAGCUACUCCUCUCACACCGAGAAGAAAGCAUCUGUAGAUGCUGAGGGAAACUUUGAUCCGAAACCGGUGGAGACCACCAACACCAUAAUCCCUGAGAGGUUGGACGCCUUUAUCAACAAGUAUGCAGAGCAUACUCAUGAUAAAUGGGCGUUUGAAAAGAUUCAGAACAACUGGACCUACGGAGAGGCAUUAGACGAGAACGCCAAGACUCACCCGAUGUUAAGACCGUAUAAAACGUUUUCGGAAAAGGACAAAGAAAUCUAUCGUUGGCCCAUUAAAGAGUCCAUCAAAGCCAUGCUGGCGUGGGAGUGGACCUUGGAAAAAGCCCGAGACGGUGAAGGAGAGGUGGAGAAGAAGGCCGCUACACGGAAAAUCUCACAAACUGCUCAGGCUACUUAUGAUCCUAGUCAUGGUUACAGCCCUCAACCAAUAGACAUCACAGGAAUGGCGUUAUCCAGAGAGCUGCAGGUUUGUAUCAGAAAUGUCUCUCUUUGUCUUAAAACUUCACAAGUUGAAGAUGCUUCUUCAUUUUCUUCACAGUCAAUGGCUGAGCAGCUGGCGGAGAACUACCACAACACUUGGGGCAGGAAGAAGAAGCUGGAGCUUCAGUCCAAAGGUGGUGGGACCCAUCCUUUGCUGGUGCCUUAUGACACUCUGACUGCCAAGGAGAAGGCUAGAGACAGAGAAAAAGCCCAGGAUCUGCUCAAGUUCCUUCAGCUCAACGGAUACGCUGUGACCAGAGGCAUGAAGGACAUGGAGCAGGACAUCUCAUCCAUCGAGAAGCGCUUUGCCUAUGGAUUUUUGCAGAAACUUCUCAAAUGGAUGGACAUUGCGCAGGAGUUCAUCGCUCAUCUCGAGGCUGUGGUUAGUAGCGGUCGAGUCGAGAAGUCACCACAUGAGCAAGAGAUCAAAUUCUUUGCUAAGAUUCUCUUGCCGCUUGUGAAUCAGUAUUUCAAGAACCACUGCCUCUACUUCCUAUCCACUCCUGCUAAAGUCCUGGGAAGUGGAGGACAUUCCUCCAACAAGGAGAAGGAAAUGAUCGCCAGUAUCUUCUGUAAGUUGGCUGCUUUGGUGCGGCACAGAGUUUCUCUUUUUGGAACGGAUGCAAGCGCCGUGGUCAACUGCCUGCACAUUCUGUCCCACUCGCUGGACGCAAGAACUGUAAUGAAAUCGGGGCCUGAGAUUGUCAAAGCUGGACUGCGUCAGUUCUUUGAGAGCGCUGCUGAUGACAUUGAGAAGAUGGUAGAGAAUCUCAAACUGGGCAAGGUGUCCAGCCGCAACCAGGUGAAAGGCGUGGCCCAGAACAUCAACUACACCACGAACGCUCUGCUGCCGGUCCUCACCUCGCUGUUCGACCACAUCGCUCAGCAUCAGUUUGGAGAUGACGUCAUGAUGGACGAUUUGCAAAUUUCCUGUUAUCGGCUCAUGUGCAGCAUCUACUCGCUGGGCACUGUGAAGACACCACACGUUGAAAAGCAGCGUCCCGCUCUGGGCGAGUGUUUGGCCCACCUUGCAGCCGCCAUGCCGGUCGCCUUCCUUGAACCUGAGCUGAAUGAGUUCAAUGCAUUUUCUGUUUACACUACCAAGACUCCCCGGGAGAGAACCAUUCUGGGUCUCCCCAGCCAAGUGGAGGAGUUGUGUCCAGACAUUCCUGAGCUGGACAUCCUCAUGAAGGAAAUCCAAGACCUGGCCGAGUCGGGGGCGCGCUACACGGAAAUGCCUCACGUCAUCGAGAUCACGCUGCCUAUGCUUUGCAAUUACCUCCCGCGCUGGUGGGAGCGAGGUCUGGAGAACUUCCCCGAGUUGGAGGGCCAAAUCUGCACCUCGGUCACCUCGGAGCACCUCAACCAGCUCUUGGGGAGCAUCAUGAAGAUUGUGGUCAACAAUUUGGGCAUCGAUGAGGCCUCCUGGAUGAAAAGGUUGGCAGUAUUCGCACAACCCAUCGUGAGCAGGGCCAAACCGGAGAUGCUCAAGUCGCACUUUAUCCCCACCAUGGAGAAACUGAAGAAGCGCUCAGGCAAGGUGGUGGCUGAGGAGGACCAUCUUCGCAUGGAAGGCAAAACGGAGGUGGACAGCGAGAAUGGAACCAUCCGAGAUGAAUUUGCCGUUCUGUGCCGUGACCUCUACGCCCUCUACCCUUUGCUCAUCCGCUACGUGGACAACAACAGGGCAAGAUGGCUGACGUGCCCUGAUCCCGAUGCCGAGGAGCUCUUCAGGAUGGUGGGCGAGGUCUUCAUUUUCUGGUCCAAAUCUCACAAUUUCAAGCGUGAGGAGCAGAAUUUUGUGGUGAUGAAUGAGAUCAACAACAUGUCCUUCCUCACUGCCGACAGUAAGAGCAAGAUGAGCAAGUCUGGAGGGUCCGAGCAGGAGCGCACCAAAAAGAAACGUCGAGGGGAUCGCUACUCGGUGCAGACCUCGCUUAUUGUUGCGGCCUUGAAGAAAAUGCUUCCCAUCGGGCUCAACAUGUGCUCACCCGCGGACCAGGAGCUCAUCAACCUGGCUAAAAUCAGAUACUCGCUGAAAGACACAGAUGAAGAAGUGAGAGAAUUUUUGCACAACAAUCUCCAUCUCCAAGGCAAAGUUGAAGACCCAGCAAUGCGGUGGCAGAUGUCCCUGUACAAGGAAAUGUCCGGAAAGGCGGAAGAUGCCGAGGACCCGGAAAAGGUGGUCAAAAGGGUGCAAGAGGUGUCAGCGGUGCUUUAUCAUAUUGAGGUGACAGAGCAUCCCUUCAAGUCCAAGAAGAUGGUUUGGCAUAAGCUGCUGUCCAAACAACGCCGGCGAGCCGUGGUGGCCUGCUUCAGGAUGACGCCCCUCUACAACAUACCCACGCACCGAGCAACCAAUAUGUUUCUGGAUGCCUACAAACGCAACUGGCUGGAGACGGAGGGCUACUCCUUUGAGGACAAGAUGAUCGACGACUUAUCGAAAGCUCUGGAAGAAGAGGAAGAGGAGGAAGAAGAAACCGAGACCAAGCCCGACCCUCUUCAUCAGCUCAUUCUGCAUUUCAGUAGAACGGCUCUCACGGAGAAAACAAAACUUGACGUCGACCACCUCUAUAUGUCAUAUGCUGACAUCAUGGCAAAAAGUUGCCAUAUUGGUGAGGAUGACGAAGGGGAGGAGCAAGAGGGGGAGGAGCCAUCCUUUGAGGAAAAGGAGAUGGAGAAACAGAGGCUUCUGUAUCAGCAGUCACGUUUGCACAACAGAGGAGCUGCUGAGAUGGUGCUGCAGAUGAUAAGUGCCUGUAAAGGUGAGCCUGGCGCUAUGGUUUCGUCCACUCUCAAGCUGGGAAUCUCUAUCCUCAAUGGAGGCAACUGUGACGUGCAGCAGAGAAUGCUGGACUACCUGAAGGACAAAAAGGAUGUGGGGUUUUUCCUCAGUGUUCAAACGCUGAUGCAGACUUGCAGCGUUUUGGACCUGAACGCUUUCGAGAGGCAAAACAAGGCAGAAGGACUUGGAAUGGUGUCAGAAGAGGGCACCAAUAAGAAGCUCGAACGUGAUGAGAAAGUGAUGGCAGAUGACGAAUUCACGUGUGACCUCUUCCGCUUCCUCCAGCUUCUGUGCGAGGGUCACAAUAACGACUUCCAGAACUACCUGAGGACCCAGACAGGCAGCACCACCACCAUCAACGUCAUCAUCUGCACGGUGGACUACCUCUUACGUUUACAGGAGUCCAUCAGUGAUUUCUACUGGUACUACUCGGGCAAGGACAUCAUCGACGAGCCCGGCAAGAGGAACUUCUCCAAAGCCAUGACGGUGGCCAAGCAAGUCUUCAACAGCUUGACGGAAUACAUCCAGGGUCCGUGCACGGGUAACCAGCAAUCGUUAGCGCACAGCAGGUUGUGGGACGCCGUGGUGGGCUUCCUGCACGUCUUCGCUCAUAUGAUGAUGAAGCUAGCACAGGAUUCGAGUCAAAUCGGGCUUUUGAAGGAGCUGCUGGAUCUGCAGAAGGACAUGGUGGUGAUGCUUCUGUCUCUCCUGGAAGGCAACGUCGUGAACGGCACCAUCGCCAAGCAGAUGGUGGACAUGCUGGUAGAGUCAUCCAGCAACGUGGAAAUGAUCCUUAAGUUUUUCGACAUGUUCCUCAAACUGAAGGACAUUGUGGCAUCGGACGCCUUCCGCGACUACGUCAGCGACCCGCGCGGGCUCAUCUCCAAGAAGGACUUCUCCAAAGCCAUGGAUAGCCAGAAGCAGUACUCUCCCUCAGAAAUCCAGUUCCUGCUCUCCUGCUCGGAGGCGGAUGAGAACGAGAUGAUCAACUUUGAGGAGUUUGCCGACCGCUUCCAGGAGCCAGCCAAAGACAUCGGCUUCAACAUCGCUGUGCUCCUCACCAACCUGUCAGAGCACGUGCCGCACGACACGCGGCUGCAGAACUUCCUGGAGCAGGCAGAGAGCGUGCUCAACUACUUCCGCCCCUUCCUGGGCCGCAUCGAGAUCAUGGGCGCCAGCCGUAAGAUCGAGCGCAUCUAUUUCGAGAUCAGCGAGGCCAACCGUAACCAGUGGGAGAUGCCGCAGGUGCGCGAGUCCAAGCGCCAGUUCAUCUUCGACGUGGUCAACGAGGGCGGUGAGAGCGAGAAGAUGGAGCUCUUUGUUAACUUUUGCGAGGACACCAUCUUUGAGAUGAACAUUGCCGCUUCCAUCUCCGAGCCCGAGGGUGAAGUCGUUGAGGAGGAGGAUGACGAGGAAGAGGAAGAAGAGGCGGCUAAGGAAGGAGACUCUGGCGAAGGGGAGGACGGCAACGGUGAAGAACCUGCGCCGGAGUCGGCGUCGGCCUUCGCGGACUUCUUAGCCAGCGUGGUCAACUUCUACAAUAUGUUCACCUUCCGGAACAUGCGGCGGCGCUACCGCAAGCUGCGCAAGAUGACUGUGAAGGAGAUGGUGAUGGGUCUGGCUACCUUCGUCUACACGGUCCUGAUGGGAAUCCUCAUGUUCGUCUACGGUAUCUGCAAGGGCUUCUUCACGCUCAUUUGGAAAGCACUCUUCGGAGGAGGUCUGGUGGAAGGCGCCAAGAAGAUGACGGUGACCGAGAUCCUGGCUAGCAUGCCGGACCCGACGCAGGACGAAGUGCACGGUGACCUUCCGCCGGAGCCGGGAGCGAGGGUGGUUCAGGACUCGGACGGAGUGGCGGACUUGGACGCUGUGGGUGGAGAAGAGGAAGAGGAGGAUGGAGAAGAACGGGAAGGAGGGCGACUGCCUGGUUUCAACGCUCCUGGAGGACUCGGAGACUUUGGGGAGACAACGCCGGAAGAACCGCCCACUCCCGAAGGCACGCCGCUGCUCAAGAGGAAGCUAACUGCUGGAGGUGAAGGACAGGAAGAAGAAGGAGGAGGAGGAGGAGAAAUUGCUGUCACUGAAGAAGAAGUUCCACCAGAAACGGAGAAAGCAGACACCGAGAGCGAUGAGAAAAAGCCAGAAAAGACUGAGGCGGAGCCUGAGGUCAAAGAAGAAGAACCCGAGGAGCCUGAAGAGCCGGUGAAGACCAAGGUGAAGAAGGAGAAGAAACCAAUUGAGGAAGGCUUUGAGCUGUGGAAUGAGCUGGAAGUCCAGAGGAAUAAAUUCAUGAACUACCUCUCAAGAAACUUUUACAACCUGCGUUUCUUGGCGCUAUUCAUCGCUUUUGCACUCAACUUCAUCUUGCUCUUCUACAAGGUGUCGGACAGCCCGCCGGGCGAAGAGGACUUUGAGGGUUCCGGUCUUUUUGAAGGUGGCUCGGGACUGUUUGAAGGCUCGGGUGCCGAUGAGGAAGGAUCCGGAUUUGAAGAUGGAGGAGAUGACGACGAAGACGAGGGCCCCUUGUACUACUUCCUGGAGGAGAGCACUGGCUACAUGGAGCCUGCAUUGGCCUUCCUCAGCAUCGUUCACACCAUUAUCUCCUUUCUCUGUAUCAUCGGAUAUAAUUGCCUCAAGGUUCCUCUGGUUAUCUUUAAGAGAGAGAAGGAACUGGCCAGAAAACUGGAGUUCGAUGGCGUCUACGUGACUGAGCAGCCAGAAGACGACGAUAUUAAGGGGCAGUGGGACCGACUGGUGCUCAACACUCCAACUUUCCCUAACAACUACUGGGAUAAGUUUGUGAAAAGAAAGGUGCUGGAUAAAUAUGGGGACAUCUACGGUAGAGAGAGGAUUGCCGAACUACUUGGCAUGGACUUGGCCUCCUUGGACGUUAGUGCCAUGACACACGAUAAGAAACCGGAGCCUGACAACUCUGUGUUUAGCUGGAUAACAUCCAUUGACAUCAAGUACCAGAUCUGGAAGUUUGGUGUUGUGUUCACAGACAACACCUUCCUGUACCUGGUCUGGUACAUGCUCAUGUCUAUGCUUGGUCACUACAACAACUUCUUCUUCGCCGCUCACCUGCUGGACAUCGCAAUGGGAGUUAAAACCUUGCGCACCAUCUUAUCAUCAGUCACCCACAACGGCAAGCAGCUGAUGAUGACGGUGGGCUUACUAGCCGUGGUGGUGUACCUCUACACUGUGGUGGCCUUCAACUUCUUCCGCAAGUUCUACAACAUGAGCGAGGAUGAGGAUGAGCCCGACAUGAAGUGUGACGACAUGAUGACGUGCUAUCUUUUCCACAUGUAUGUGGGCGUGCGUGCCGGCGGAGGAAUCGGAGAUGAGAUCGAGGACCCGGCCGGAGACGAGUACGAGCUCUACCGAGUGGUCUUCGACAUCACCUUCUUCUUUUUCGUCAUCGUCAUCUUGCUGGCCAUCAUUCAGGGUUUGAUCAUUGACGCCUUCGGAGAGCUGAGAGACCAGCAGGAGCAAGUCAGGGAGGACAUGGAGACAAAGUGCUUCAUCUGCGGGAUCGGCAGCGACUACUUUGACACGACGCCGCACGGCUUUGAGACGCACACUUUAGAGGAACACAACUUGGCCAACUACAUGUUCUUCCUGAUGUAUCUCAUCAACAAGGAUGAAACAGAGCACACGGGACAGGAAUCAUAUGUGUGGAAGAUGUACCAGGAGCGCUGCUGGGACUUCUUCCCUGCCGGGGAUUGCUUCCGAAAGCAGUAUGAGGAUCAGCUGGGAUAACUCCAAGGAGAAGGAUGGGUGGACGAUUAGGAAUCCACAAGUUAAAAAUGCUAUGCACACUUUGACUGCAGCGUCCGAUUGGAUCAAAUAACACCAUCACGACACUUAGGCCUUUAUUUUAAAACGACCAUGUCCGUAGAUUGCCUUGCUUCAACACUCGCGCAGCUCGUCUACACUCCGAACUGUGCCUGAACGCAUCGUGUUCAUCAAACAGAUUGAAUGUGAGAGUGGAGAUGCUGUCUUUUAGUGCCUAGAGCAGUCACUGCUUUUUAUGUUUGUUUGUUUGUUUCUUUUUUUGUUGGUUUAGACGCGAGUGAGGAUGCUUUAUUUGUUUGAGAGAACUAGCGUGGGCUAACUCCAGUUAUGAUUUGGGACAUAUUUAAUAUUCUGUAUGAAUUAUAUUAUGUCUUCUAGGUUUACUGAUGACAAAAGGAAACAAAUCGGAAGCAAAUAAUAGUGGUUUACGUCCAGUUAACCAGUUUCAGUUUUUGUAUUCUUUUUGUAUGAUAAUUUCACUGAGCAACUUGGUAUGCCACCUUAUAUGAUGCUAAUAGUGCUCACUGGCAGAGGUGGAUAGAGUAGCCAAACUUUUUUUUACUCAAGUAACAGUAGUGUUUCAUCUAAAUAUUAUUACACAAGUAAAAGUAGCCUUCCAAAAAUUUACUCAAAUGCAAGUAAAAAAGUAUUCAUUGAAAGUAGGGCUGUCAAACGAUUAAAAUUUUUAAUCGAGUUAAUUACAGCUUAAAAAUUAAUUAAUCGCAAUUAAUCGCAAUUCAAACCAUCUAUAAAAUAUGCCAUAUUUUUCUGUAAAUUAUUUUUGGAAUGGAAAGAUAAGACACAAGACGGAUAUAUACAUUCAACAUACGGUACAUAAGGACGGUAUUUGUUUAUUAUAACAAUAAAUCAACAAAAUGGCAUUAAAAUUAUUAACAUUCUGUUAAAGCGAUCCAUAGAUAGAAAGGCUUUUAGUUCUUAAAAGAUAAAUGUUAGUACAAGUUAUAGAAAUUUUAUAUUAAAACCCAUCUUAAUGUUUUUGUUUUAUUAAAAUCUGUAAAAUUUUCAAGAAAAAAUAAACUUGUAGCCCGCUAUUGUUGAUGUCAAUAAUUACUUACACAAUGCUCAUGGGUGCUGAAGCCUAUAAAAUCAGUCGCACCCAAGCGCCAGCAGAGGGCGGCAAAACUCCAUAAAACACAAUUGACAAGUGGGCUUCACUCUACUGUCAUUUAAAUCUGUCUGAGCGGGGCAUGUGCGUUAAUUGCGUCAAAUAUUUUAACGUGAUUAAUUUAUAAAAUUAAUUACCGCCCGUUAACGCGAUAAUUUUGACAGCUCUAGUUGAAAGAAAUACUCAAGUAAUGAGUAACAUUGUGAGUAACUGCUUCCAAUGUCAGAUUUUUUUAAAUAAUGGUAUAUUUUUUUUUCACAGCACAUCUUUCUUUAUAUGAACGGUUAUGAUUAUGCUCUACUAUGACUUCAUACAUGAUCAUAUUAGGCCAAAGAGAUGACACAGAAAUCAUCAAAUUCAGACCAGGACAACACUGUAAAUGACGAAUUUUAUUAGAUGGGCACUUUCCUUUGCAAAGCUUCCAUUAAACAUCACGUGUUCAAAGAGCAUGAGUGCCCUCUAGUGGAGACGAAACAUUGUUACCUCUUAUUGGUAUAACGGAGGCAUGUGGUUAUUGUUGCGACGUCCCAUUGGUGAAACUGAGACAGUUCUGUCUGCAUCUCUGGCAAAAAUAACAUCAAUAUAUAGAAUAAAGAGGAAAAAUAUAGCGACUCUCGUGUCGUACAAAGUAGCGGAGUAAGAGUAGUGUGUCUUUUUCACAAAUCUACAGGUAGUCCCCAGGUUACAACAUACUGUAUUUUUCGGGCUAUAAGUCGCACCUGAGUAUAAGUCGCAUUUUGGGGGGAAAUUUACUUGAUAAAAUCCAACAUAUAGAACAGACAUGUCAUCUUGACAGGCAAUUUGAAAUAAAAAAUACAAUAGAGAACAACAUGCUAAAUAAGUGUACAGUAUGAUAAUGUUACAUGAUUCAUGAACAACAAAAUGCGAAUAUGGCCGGUAUGUUAACGUUACAUAGCUAUUAAGAGUUAUUUAGAUAACUGUAGCAUAAAGAACAUGCUAACAAGUUUACCAAACCAUCAGUGUCACACCAAAAUAACAUGUGAAAUGAUGUGAUAAUGUGUUAAUAAUUUCACACAUAAGUCGCACCCCCAGCCAAAUUAUGAAAAAAAAACUGCGACUUAUAGUCCGAAAAAUACGGUACUCGAUUUAGGCGAUUUCGACUUUACAACACUGGAGUCUCGUCCGCCAUUUUGUCUCAGUCGUUUUUUGUUUUUUUUGUAGUCGCAUUAACAGUACCUUAUUGUACCUCACUCACAGUAUCUUAUUUUUUAUUUUACUUUAAUAUAAUAACGUGCUCUGUCCUCACUAAACGUGAAGUUAUUCAGCUUUACAGACACUUUUGACAAUUUGUAAAGCUGUAACACAUAUACAGUGCCCUCCAUAAUUAUUGGCACCCCUGAAAAAGAUGUGUUUAUUAGCUUCUAAUAUAUAUAUAUAUUUUUUAAUUCAAAUAAUAUGGGACCUUAUUGGAAAAAAAGAAAAAUCCAACCUUCAAUACAAGUGCAUUCAUUCAGUGGGCAAAAAAUCCCAAAUGAAGAAAAAAUUAUUUGACAUCAAAUAAUGUGUGUCACAAUUAUUAGCACCCCUGGUGUUGAUACUUUGUACAACCCCCUUUUGUUAACAAAACAAGGUCUGGGGACUGAGAUGGCCAUGGGAGGAGCUUGAUUUUGUGUCUGGUGAACCAUUUCUGUGUAAAUUUGGCCAUGUGUUUAGGGUCAUUGUCUUGCUGAAAGACCCAGUGAUGACCCAUCUUCAGCUUUCGGGCAGAGGGCAACAGAUUUUGAUCUGAAAUGUCCUGGUAUUUCAAAGCUCUCAUGAUGCCAUGCACCCUAAGAAGGUUC
Molecule: messenger RNA, 18436 nt
Organism: Corythoichthys intestinalis (scribbled pipefish)
Lineage: Eukaryota; Metazoa; Chordata; Actinopteri; Syngnathiformes; Syngnathidae
Product: ryanodine receptor 1-like
Exons: 106
Coding region: 173-15472 (5099 amino acids)
Biological process (GO): striated muscle contraction; intracellular calcium ion homeostasis; release of sequestered calcium ion into cytosol by sarcoplasmic reticulum
Cellular component (GO): calcium channel complex; sarcolemma; Z disc
Molecular function (GO): ryanodine-sensitive calcium-release channel activity; protein binding
Source: RefSeq, a predicted model, not a curated record